Nicotiana tabacum (common tobacco) is the source of this 1662-nucleotide messenger RNA. Its product is annotated as chromatin assembly factor 1 subunit FAS2. Gene Ontology annotation, biological process: nucleosome assembly; DNA replication-dependent chromatin assembly. Lineage: Eukaryota; Viridiplantae; Streptophyta; Magnoliopsida; Solanales; Solanaceae. Gene Ontology annotation, cellular component: nucleus; CAF-1 complex. The record is from RefSeq and is a predicted model, not a curated record. Gene Ontology annotation, molecular function: protein binding.
UUAAUGUAUUUCAUAGAAGGCAUCAAGAAGAUGCAGAAUUCAGAAUUUACAGAGCAAAGGAAUAGAGAAAAAUAGAAGACAAUGUUAGCUCUAUUACAAAAGGUCUAAUCUAAAGUUAAGGAGCUAACAAAGUCCAAAAAAGAUUCAGGGGAAUUGACAGGGGAGAGAUUACUCCAACUACAAAAACUUGUUAAACAUCUAGCCUUAAGAACGUAAUUUGGAGUAGUAAUUCCUUCAAAGCAUCUGGUGUUUCUUUCUGUCCAGACACACCAGAAAAUACAAGCAGGGUGCAGGGAUCAUCUUCCAAACUUUCCUGAUGGAUUUCCCAACCUUCCAUGAGCUCCAGCUAACCAGGACAUCUUUAACACUCUCAGGAAUAACCCAGUCAAGACCAAAAGCUGAGAUGAGCAUGUUCCAUACAUCUGCAACAGCUGUACAAUGUAAAAAAAGAUGUCUAUUGGUCUCUAAGGCAUGUUGACACAUGUAGCAUCUGUUGACUGUGGGGAUGCUUCUUCUGCUAAGAUUGACUUGAGUGAGCAAGGCUUCAUAGAGGGCUAUCCAACUAAAGCAAAUCACCUUUGGAGAUUUCAUCGUAAGGAUGUAUUGGACUUGGAGUGGUCUACUGAUGGUUCUUUUCUAAUUUCUGGUUCUGUUGAUAAUUCAUGCAUCAUAUGGGAUGUCAACAAAGGUUCAGUUCAUCAGAUAUUGGAUGCUCAUUUGCACUACGUGCAAGGUGUGACGUGGGAUCCAUUGUCCAAGUAUGCUGCCUCACUCAGUUCAGAUAGAUCUUGCCGGAUUUACAUCAACAGACCAUCUAAAACAAAAGGAGUUGAGAAGUUGAAUUUUGUGUGUCAACAUGUCAUUAUGAAGGUUGAACCACAACAGCCGGAUGAGUCCAAGUCUACUAAAAAUCAUCUCUUUCUUGAUGAGACACUACCAUCUUUCUUCAGAAGAUUAUCUUGGUCCCCUGAUGGUUCCUUUCUGCUUGUGCCUGCAGGUUCUUACAAGUUUACACCUGCUUCAGAACCAUCGAACACUGCUUAUGUGUUUUCCAGAAAAGAUCUCUCAAGGCCAGCUUUAAUGCUCCCAGGUGCCAGCAAACCUGUUGUUGCUGUACGCUUUUGCCCCAUGACUUUUAGUUUGAGAGGAUCAAGCAAUUCCUCAUUCUUCAAGCUCCCUUAUCGUCUUAUUUUUGCUGUGGCUACAUUGAAUUCUUUGUACGUCUAUGACACGGAAAGCGUACAACCAAUAGCAAUCGUAGCCGGUCUUCAUUACGCUGCUGUAACAGACAUAGCAUGGUCGGCUAAUGGGAAAUAUCUGGCUUUAUCCUCCCAAGAUGGUUACUGCACUCUGCUAGAAUUCGAGAAUGAAGAACUAGGAUCCACUUUAUGUAGCCCAGAGAAAGAAAUUGCUGGAGGUGAUAGAAAUAUUGAGCAGAAACAGGAGGCAAAUGUUCCACAAACUAUUAGCAGUGAUAAGUCCAUGGAUAUAGAUAGUGGAAAAGCAGAAGAGAAAACAGAACUGAAACAAGAACCAAUAAUAUCAACUCCACAAAUUCCUAAUAAACCUACCAGAAAAAGGAUCACACCAAUGGCCAUUGAUUGAUUUUGGUAGUUCUCUGAAAUUCUUGUUUGCUCUUUUUGUUCCAUUUCCUUUUUUUUU